CUGAUGUUUUUUCUACAAAUGGCUCCAGCUCUUCCUAAUCUUUCCAUUUUGUAUAAAAUAUUCUUGACACUGCCAGUAACAUUUUCUACAGCCGAAAGAAGUUUUAGUAAAUUAAAAAUUAUUAAAAAUUAUUUAUUAUCAACGAUGACCAAUGAGAGACUAUCUGGGUUAUCAUUAAUUGCAAUUGAACGACAACUUGCUGAAAAUAUUGACUUUGAUUCAACCAUAAAUCGUUUUGCUACAAUAAAAUCAAGAAGAAGACCAUUUAUUUGA
Helobdella robusta is the source of this 273-nucleotide messenger RNA. RefSeq lists its product as hypothetical. The record is from RefSeq and is a predicted model, not a curated record. The transcript has a single exon. Gene Ontology annotation, molecular function: protein dimerization activity. NCBI's taxonomy places the organism in Eukaryota, Metazoa, Annelida, Clitellata, Rhynchobdellida, Glossiphoniidae. The annotation marks the transcript as partial.